Pochonia chlamydosporia 170 is the source of this 1848-nucleotide messenger RNA. RefSeq names its product AMP-dependent ligase. Gene Ontology annotation, molecular function: long-chain fatty acid-CoA ligase activity; long-chain fatty acid transmembrane transporter activity. Lineage: Eukaryota; Fungi; Ascomycota; Sordariomycetes; Hypocreales; Clavicipitaceae. Bases 1 to 1848 code for a protein of 615 amino acids. The record is from RefSeq and is a predicted model, not a curated record. The transcript is spliced from 5 exons.
AUGAAACAAGCUGAGAAGAAUUACAAUGAGGCCGGUACGCUUCCCAUUUAUCCCACUCUUCAGGACGGUAACUCACCAAGACCAGUCAAGGCAAAGAAGGCAUCUGGGUAUUUCUUAUUCGAAGCAGCCGCCCAUCGACACCCAAAUGAAGAGUGCAUAUGGUCCCGCCAAGGGAUUUAUACCUGGGCAGAGGCCUAUGAUCGUGUCUCCCAGUAUGGCCACUGCUUUCAGUCACUGGGCGUCAAAGCUAGCCAGUUCGUCGGGUUGUACAUGUACAACUCGCCUGAGUUUCUGUUCAUAUGGCUUGGUCUCUUGUCAAUUGGCGCUGCUCCAGCGCUGAUAAAUUAUAACUUGGCGUCGGGAGCGUUGUUGCACUGUGUCAAAAUCUCAAAGACUAGGAUUCUCAUCUAUGAUUCUGCGGCGGAUUGCGUGUCGCGCAUUCAGGCGUCUGAGCAACAGCUGCGAGAAAUUGGUGUCGAACCUAUUGUGCUGUCGGAGGCACUGAAGCGAGAGAUUGCUCGGAAUCCUACAAGUCGACCCAGCACAAAUUGUUUCGAGGACACUUCGAAAGUUCUGCCUCUGGCGUUGAUGUACACUAGUGGAACUACUGGCAUGCCAAAAGCUUCACCAAUGUAUGUUGCGCGAAACUACAUGGGCGCGUCUUUGUAUCCGAAGACGUUUGGACAGGAGCCAGGACCUGGAGGAGAUAGGAGCUACUACUGCAUUCCUUUGUAUCAUGGCACUGGUGGAUUAGGCGCCAUUGCGGACAUGAUGAGCGGUUUGUCUGUCGCCUUGGCACCCAAGUUUUCAUUGUCGCGAUUCUGGGAAGAUUGCAUUGACAGCAAGGCUACAAUUUUUAUUUAUGUUGGCGAACUCGUGCGGUACCUACUUGCCGCUCCUCCAUCUCCAAACGACAAGAAACACCAAAUUCGACUCAUUUGGGGCAACGGCCUGAGCCCUGAACUAUGGCACAAAUUUCAGGACCGCUUUGGCGUCCCCGAAAUUGGCGAAUUCUUCGCAAGCACCGAGGGCGUAGUCUUCAUCACCAAUCACUUCAGAAGCGGUUUCGGUCCAGGAGCCGUCGGCCACCACGGCUGGCUCCUCCGCCAACUAAACCACAAAGUUCUGGUCCUCGUACAUAUUGAUCCCGAGACAGGCGACGUCUGGAGAUGCCCAGAGACGGGCUUCGCGAAGCGAUUACCUUAUGAGCAAGGCGGCGAACUCUUGGUGAAACUUCCCUCAAGAGAGGCCUGGGCAGGAUACUUUGGCUCACGCGAAGCGACGAACAAGAAGCUAUUGGAAAAUGUGCUCGAAAAGGGUGAUCUGUAUUGGAGAACGGGGGAUGCGCUCCGUAGAGAUGGCAAUGGCCAUUGGUAUUUCAUGGACCGACUCGGGGAUACAUAUCGAUGGAAAGGAGAAAAUGUGUCAACCACAGAAGUCACCCAAGUCCUGGGCACACAUCCCCAAAUAGCAGAAGCCAACGUCUACGGCGUCAAGAUUCCUUCCCACGACGGCAGAGCAGGCUGCGCGGCAUUGGCACUGAAAGAUGGAAACCUUGAUACCUUCGACUGGGCGAGUGUGGUGUCGCUGCUGCGCAAGGAAUUGCCUGCGUAUGCCGUGCCCAUCUUCAUGCGAGUCCGGGAAGGGGUCGGUGGCAUGAGCACGGAUAAUCACAAGCACAACAAGGUCCCGUUGCGACUUGAGGGCGUGGAUCCUCAAGCUUUGGGGACAAAGGUUAUUGAUGGGAAGGAUGAUAAGUUGUUUUGGUUGCCUGCUGGGGCGAGUGUAUAUGUUCCUUUUACUCAGGGUGAUUGGGAUAAGUUGUCGCAGAUGCGGGCUCGCAUUUGA